GGCGUAUUCGCGAAUAUACGGCGCCGAAUACGUAUUCCGGUAACGGCAGCGGGGCCUCUGGCUCCCCGCCACACACGCGAAUGCCGCUCCUCCACCUCUCGCUCCCGCCGCCGCCGCACCGCCGCCUCCUCGUCGGCGCCCCCCGCCGCCGGCUGCUCCGCCACUCCCGCGUCUGCGUAAGGGCGGCCGCGGCGGAGGCGGAGGCGUACGGCAUCCUCCCCUUCCCCCCGGAGCGCGCCGCCCACCAUGGGGAGCUCGCGGCGGCUGCGGCGGCAGUCGAGCGGGCCUGCCACCUCUGCAUAGACGUGAAGAGAACACUUCUUUUGGGUGAUAAGAGGAUUCUUGAAAAGAAUGAUCAAACUCCUGUCACAGUUGCAGAUUUUGGAGUACAAGCCCUUCUUAGUUUAGAGCUCCAGCAAUCGUUUCCAUCAAUACCUUUGGUGGCAGAAGAGGAUUCAGCUUCUCUAAGGUCAUUCAAUGCUGAUGAUAACGGUAGUAAUGUUCUUGUUGAGUCAAUUUCAAGUGCUGUUGCAGAAAAAGUGAGUAAUGCUGAUUCACUUUUAACACAUGAUGAUGUGUUGAGAGCUAUUGAUAGAGGAGGCAAGAAUGCUGUAUCCUUUGAUUCAAAACCUGCUACUUAUUGGGUACUUGAUCCAAUUGAUGGAACAAAAGGGUUCUUGGGAGGGGACGAUGCUCUGUAUGUGGUGGGUUUGGCUCUUGUGGUGAAUGGGGAGGUGGUAGCAGGAGUGAUGGGAUGCCCUAAUUGGGCCAAUGAUAACAUAGCUAGCAGAAAAGAAGACGGUGCUGCUGCCCGACCUGAUUGUGGGAUCCUUAUGAUUGCUCAUGUGGGCUGUGGUACUUGGUCUAGGCAUCUGUCUAUCGAGAUUGGCCAGUUCACUACGGCACAGGAUACUUGGCACAGAUGCUUAGUGGAUUCUUGUUCAUUUGUGCAUAUGGCACGCUUUUGCAUUCCUGAUAGUCAAACCUGGGACAUGAUACCACUAUCUGUUCUCUUCAACCCAACAAUGGACGAAUCCAAUCCUAGAGAUGAGAAUGAAAUUCUCCUCUUAUCUGUUUACUGUGGCAGCUUGUGCAAGUACCUAACUGUAGCUUCCGGGAGAGCCUCAGUUUUUGUCCUUCGAGCACGGACGAAAAAUCUCAAGUCUUGGGAUCAUGCUGUCGGAGUAAUUUGUGUGCAGGAAGCUGGAGGUCAGAUCAGUGACUGGACUGGGAAACCGUUAGAUCUUGCAGCUGACCUAACUGGUCGCAGAGACAUUUACCCUUCAGGCGGUGUUCUUGUCACGAACGGUGCUCUGCACGGCAAGCUUGUUGAAAUGAUCUCAGCAAAUCACAAGUAGCUGCAAUUUUGCAUAACUGCACACAUAACACAGAUUUUUUUUUUUGGGUUAACAUUUUACCUCAUCGACCCUCAAAUUGUAUUUGGUCUCUCAUUCAGGAGAGAAACCUUGCAGACUUGUUCAGAUUACUUCCAAUAUCAUUACAACAUACAACAGAUAUACAUGACAGAAAGCACUGCUCCCCUCUGAAGAUACAUGGUCUAAGUCAUCCUACAUCAAAUUGCUUCCAGAAUUAUACAACCUUUUGCCUUCACAAUGUGUGAAUAUGUUGGAUAAUCCUGAAGGUUGCAUGGUCGCAUAACAUCCACGCACACCUGAAGCUUGCUACGAGGAGAAAACUUGGACCAAUCUGACAGCAAUGCACCAUGCAGUGAAUCGGGGAUGUAUGGUUUGGCCACCAAUUUUCAAACCGAAGAAAAGGACACCCAAAAGGUCUGCAUCUUUGCCAAUUUGGCUCCAUUUCAGGAUAACGACCUUCAGGUCCUAAUGCAGAAUUGGCAGCUUCUAAUUAUGAUUAGCCCAACAAAUUCCAUGAUCAGCAACAAUGCUGCUUACGGCCUGAAGAUCUUGCCCUCCAGUGACACGUCUGCACCAGCUACGAAUUCAGUAGAUGGCCUAUAGUUGGAUUCUUGUUGUAAUAUAUGUUGACUUU
This is a messenger RNA of Oryza brachyantha (malo sina), 2010 nucleotides long. Its product is annotated as putative PAP-specific phosphatase, mitochondrial. Gene Ontology annotation, molecular function: 3'(2'),5'-bisphosphate nucleotidase activity. The transcript has 9 exons. Gene Ontology annotation, biological process: sulfate assimilation. The record is from RefSeq and is a predicted model, not a curated record. The coding region runs from base 81 to 1358 and encodes 425 amino acids. Lineage: Eukaryota; Viridiplantae; Streptophyta; Magnoliopsida; Poales; Poaceae.